This is a messenger RNA of Elgaria multicarinata webbii, 2171 nucleotides long. RefSeq names its product RAS related 2 (gene RRAS2). Gene Ontology annotation, biological process: Ras protein signal transduction. Gene Ontology annotation, molecular function: GTPase activity; GTP binding; GDP binding. The record is from RefSeq and is a predicted model, not a curated record. The coding region runs from base 280 to 891 and encodes 203 amino acids. NCBI's taxonomy places the organism in Eukaryota, Metazoa, Chordata, Lepidosauria, Squamata, Anguidae. Gene Ontology annotation, cellular component: plasma membrane. The transcript is spliced from 6 exons.
UCUGCUAGUAGCAGCCGCCGCGCAGCCAAGGAGGCGUCGGCAGCGCCAGUCUCCACUCUCUCCGAACCGCGGGCUGCGCUCCCGCCGCCUCCCUUCGCCGCUGUUGAUUCGCCGCGCACCAGCGGCCGGGCCUGUGGCGGUGGCAGUCGCCUUAGCUGCGAGGCGGAAGCGGCGAGAAGCAACCCACACCGCCGGGCAGGGAGGCACCCGCGGAGCCGGCGGCGGCAGCAGCAGCAGCGGUGCGCUUUGCUCGCCUCGCCUGGCCUGGGCUCCUCCUCGAUGGCCUCGGGCUGCAGGGACGGCCCAGGGCAGGAAAAGUACCGGCUGGUGGUGGUGGGCGGCGGCGGCGUGGGCAAGUCUGCGCUCACCAUCCAGUUCAUCCAGUCCUACUUUGUUACCGAUUAUGAUCCGACAAUUGAAGAUUCUUACACAAAACAAUGUGUGAUAGAUGAGAGAGCAGCAAGACUGGAUAUCCUAGACACAGCAGGCCAAGAAGAAUUUGGAGCCAUGCGGGAACAGUACAUGAGGACAGGUGAAGGCUUUCUGCUCGUUUUCUCGGUCACAGAUAGAGGAAGCUUUGAAGAGAUCUAUAAGUUUCAACGGCAGAUUCUUAGAGUAAAAGAUCGUGAUGAAUUUCCUAUGAUUCUAGUUGGUAAUAAAGCAGACUUGGACCAUCAAAGACAGAUAACACAAGAGGAAGGACAGCAACUAGCACGGCAGCUGAAAGUAACAUAUAUGGAAGCAUCAGCAAAAAUACGACUGAAUGUAGACCAAGCUUUUCAUGAACUUGUCAGAGUUAUAAGGAAAUUUCAAGAACAAGAAUGCCCUCCUUCUCCAGAGCCAACAAGGAAAGAAAAGGACAAGAAAGGGUGCCAUUGUACUAUCGUCUAAAAAUCCUUUGAACCAAGCUAUUGACUGCCAGAUUAAUUCUCUUCACCUACCUUUCUAUGUGUCUCGGUGUUUUGUCUAGCCUUAUAUGUGCAUGUUGUAUAAAAUGGUCACCAAAGUAGCCUUAGUCUAGAAGAACCAGACUGACCCAGUCCUAGAAGACCUCUUAGUCCUCUCAGGUCAGAUGUCAAAACACUAAGGCUUCUUUUAAUAUUCCUGAUUUCUUUCUUCUGUUGUGUAAAGAAGCUUGCACCUUGUGGAGUUUUAUUCACAAUAGAGACGAAACAAUCUUAGACAAGGUAUUGAAGUCAAGCUUAAAAGUUGCUGUAUGAGUAUCCCCCCCCAUGCACACACACACACACACACUUGUGACAUCUUUGUUAAUCACACUCAAGAGGGAGUCCUCUAAUCAAAAUGUAGAGUAUUUUUUUAAAAAGCGGAUUUGGAGGUUUUACCCUUUGAUUAGGCUAGACUUCAAAAUUCAGCUUGCCUUACAGGAAGCCAAUACACUGAAUUUCAUUGUCAGGAGAGUUCUGUGUUUCAGCUCUUGUUUAUGCUGCAGCUUUUUUCAGUGGUCAACAGUCUACUGUAUUUAUUUUAUGGCUCCAGUAACAGCUACAGGAUUAUAACAAUUAAACUAUGUGGCCAAAUACCUGGGCUCAUUUCUGGACUUGAGCAUUUCAGUUUUAGAAGAUUUUACAACAUGGUUUGGAAUAAUAAUAAAAAGUGUCUUCCUUUUGUAUCUCCAGGUAAGGGAUUCAAGAAAACUAAACCUGUAGCUGAUUUUGUUUUUUGUGUAAUAUAAAAAGAUGAAUUUGCUCUUUUCAUUGUCAGAUGAUUAAAUGUUUUUUGCUAUAUACUUUUAUACAUUAUUUUCUUAUCAAACUAGUUAACAAGUAUUUUUAUAUGUUUGUAAGCAAAUAUGCUUUCAUGGCAUAACUUGUGUAUAUGUAAAGAUGAGUAUUUAAUUCUCACAGUACACUUUUAACUGACAAAAUUAAUGCAGGUUUUGCAGAACUGUGGUAGAACUUCUUUUCUGUUCCAGUUGUAUCCAGCAGUGGCCAACCAUGUGCCUGCCCAAUGUAUCUGUGAAGUGUCAUGGUUUUCCAAAUUGCCUUCCGUAUCCUUUUACAAAUGACUGAUCGAUAUGUGACAAUUAAACUGUACAAACCUUUCACUGAAUGUUCAGUUCAGUUGUGGAUUCUGUCAGACUUUCAAUUAUGCAAACUGUGGCUAAGCUAUUCAGGACUAUCCUGUGACAUUAAAUAUUGAGUGGUAUUGAU